AUGCCCAUCAGCUACCUUAUUCUCUUGUCCCGCCAGGGCAAAGUACGUCUCGCCAAGUGGUUCACCACUCUCUCUCCCAAGGAGAAGGCCAAGAUCAUCAAGGAUGUGACUCAACUUGUGCUCUCCCGUCGGACGCGGAUGUGCAAUUUCCUUGAAUACAAAGACUCCAAAGUCGUCUAUCGCCGCUAUGCCUCCCUCUUCUUCAUCGCCGGUUGCGCAUCGACCGAUAACGAGCUGAUCACCCUCGAGAUCGUCCACCGUUACGUCGAGCAGAUGGACAAAUACUAUGGGAACGUGUGCGAGCUGGAUAUCAUCUUCAAUUUCCAGAAAGCAUAUUUCAUCCUUGACGAGCUAUUACUAGCGGGCGAGAUGCAAGAAAGCAGCAAGAAGAAUGUGCUUCGCUGCAUUAGCCAGCAGGACAGCCUGGAAGACAUGGAGGUUGAGGAGGAUGUGGUCACCAAGAUCAUGUAG
Molecule: messenger RNA, 471 nt
Organism: Penicillium subrubescens
Lineage: Eukaryota; Fungi; Ascomycota; Eurotiomycetes; Eurotiales; Aspergillaceae
Product: AP-1 complex subunit sigma
Exons: 5
Coding region: 1-471 (156 amino acids)
Biological process (GO): vesicle-mediated transport; protein transport
Cellular component (GO): AP-1 adaptor complex; intracellular membrane-bounded organelle
Molecular function (GO): clathrin-cargo adaptor activity
Source: RefSeq, a predicted model, not a curated record